AGCCAGCAGGGAGGGGCUGCUGCUGCAGCGGGCAGUGGGAGAUGGCCGGCGGCGCGCCGGGGAUCUCGGGGGGCCACCUUCACGCCGCCGCUGCUGCUGCUGCCCGGAUAACUCGCGCGGUUGACGGUCGCCGCCGCUGGCUGUGCCGAGCGGGUCACGUGGCGGCGGGAGGGGACGGGAAGAGACGCGCUGAAUAAUUGAGGCGCUGCAGCGCGCUCUCCUUCCCUCCCGCUCGGCCGCAGAUGCAGGCGGGAGCUGAAAGCAGCUCUCGGAGCGCGCUCCUGCCAACGCCCCUCCCCAGCCACCAGCAGUCCUGGGCCGGCCGGGAGCUGCUGGCCGAAGAAGGAAGGCUGCUUCCUCUCCUCCAUCCACCGGCUGGCUCCUCCCACCCUGAGCUUGAGUGGCAGGCGGCGGAGGGGGCGAUCUUGUGGACUGGAGCGACCGCCGGCCUCUCCUCCCCCCUCCCCGCACUGACUCCAGGGAGGGAAGCUGCUGAGCUCCUGGAGCUCCAGGUGCGGGCAGCCUCCUCCCUUCGCACCAGCGGACCCGCUGGCCGCGCCAUCGCCUCUCCUCCCAGCCUCUCCAGCCCCGAGCGGCUGAGCUGCUUCCACCGGAACCUUAUGAAGAUUCUGAGCAUCUGGAAGUAUCCUAAAAGCUUCACUUCACAUUGACAAAUAUGUGGCUUUGAGUUGUCCUGAACCUUCUCUGAAGUGGGCUGCUGCUUAAGUUAAUGGUUUCAAGCUUCGUUCCUGGAACUAAGUGAAUCCACCUGUCUUUGCUGACAUUGGUUUCUAUAUCUUGACGUCACAAUGAGUGGCUUCCUCUCAUAUUUGGACCCCCGGAGGAUCCAGUGGGGUACUGCGUGGUAUGCCAUGCAUUCUAGAAUCCUCCGCACCAAGCCUGUGGAAUCCAUGCUGGAGGGGACAGGGACCACCACAUCCCAUGGAACCAAGCUGGCCCAGGUGCUCACUACUGUGGAUCUGGUUUCAUUAGGUGUUGGAAGCUGUGUCGGCACUGGGAUGUAUGUGGUCUCUGGUUUGGUUGCUAAAGAGAUGGCAGGGCCUGGCGUCAUCGUCUCCUUCAUCAUCGCUGCUGUAGCCUCCAUUUUGUCUGGGGUUUGCUAUGCUGAGUUUGGAGUGCGAGUUCCCAAGACCACUGGCUCCGCCUACACCUACAGCUAUGUCACAGUGGGAGAGUUUGUGGCAUUUUUCAUUGGAUGGAACCUAAUCCUCGAAUACCUGAUUGGCACAGCAGCAGGCGCCAGUGCUUUGAGCAGCAUGUUUGACUCCCUGGCCAAUCACACCAUCAGUCGCUGGAUGAUUGACAGCAUUGGAACUUUAAAUGGGCUGGGUAAAGGAGAAGAAUCAUACCCAGAUCUGCUAGCUUUGGUCAUUGCUGUCAUUGUCACCAUCAUAGUUGCUUUGGGGGUGAAGAACUCUGUGGGAUUUAACAAUGUCCUUAAUGUGAUUAACCUGGCUGUGUGGAUCUUCAUGAUGAUCGCUGGGCUCUUCUACGUCAAUGGAGAAAACUGGGCUGAGGGGCAGUUCCUGCCAUUUGGAUGGUCAGGGGUGCUACAAGGUGCAGCCACUUGCUUCUAUGCCUUCAUUGGUUUUGACAUCAUUGCCACCACUGGAGAAGAAGCAAAGAGUCCCAACACUUCCAUCCCUUAUGCCAUCACUGCCUCGCUGGUCACAUGCCUGACAGCAUAUGUGUCUGUGAGCAUUAUCUUAACUCUGAUGGUGCCAUACAAUGACAUUGAUACUGAAUCCCCUCUGAUGGAGAUGUUUGCAGUCCAUGGAUUCUAUGCUGCUAAGUUCAUCGUUGCCAUUGGAUCUGUUGCUGGGUUGACUGUGAGCUUGUUGGGUUCCCUCUUCCCAAUGCCCCGGGUCAUUUAUGCCAUGGCUGGUGAUGGGCUUCUCUUCAGAUUCUUGUCCCACGUGAGCUCUUACACAGAAACUCCGGUUGUCGCUUGCAUCGUCUCAGGGUUUCUUGCAGCACUACUCUCCCUACUGGUCAGCUUGAGGGACCUGAUAGAAAUGAUGUCCAUUGGCACGCUGCUUGCUUACACUUUGGUCUCCGUCUGUGUCCUGCUUCUCCGAUACCAACCGGAGAGUGACAUUGAUGGCUUUGUCAAAUUCCUUUCUGAAGAGCACACUAAGAAAAAGGAAGGGAUUUUAGCAGAUUGUGAGAAGGAAGUUUGCUCCCCAGUGAGUGAUGGGGAGGAGUUUGCAGGCCCACCCACCAAUACGUGCGGCGCAAAGAACCUCCCAUCCUUGGGAGACAAUGAGAUGCUCAUCGGAAAAUCGGACAAGUCCACCUACAAUGUCAACCAUCCCAACUACGGCACAGUCGACAUGACUUCUGGAAUAGAGGCUGAUGAGUCUGAAAACAUCUACCUCAUCAAGCUGAAGAAGCUAAUCGGACCGCGAUACUACACAAUGCGGAUCCACCUUGGGCUGCCUGGGAAAAUGGAUCGGCCCACGGCAGCCACUGGUCACACGGUCACCACUUGUGUGCUCCUGCUGUUUAUCCUCAUGUUCAUCUUCUGCUCUUUCAUCAUUUUUGGGGUGGACUAUCUCUACGACCAAAGUUGGUGGGCCAUUCUUCUAGUGGUUCUCAUGGUCCUGCUGAUAGUCGUGUUGGUGUUUGUCAUCCUUCAACAGCCAGAAAACCCCAAAAAACUGCCCUACAUGGCCCCUUGCCUGCCUUUUGUUCCUGCCUUCGCUAUGCUGGUGAACAUCUAUCUUAUGCUGAAACUUUCACGGAUCACGUGGAUCCGGUUUGCUGUCUGGUGUUUUGUGGGGCUACUGAUUUAUUUUGGCUAUGGCAUAUGGAACAGCACACUGGAGAUCACUGCCCGGGAGGAGGCCCUGCAUCAGAGCACAUAUCAGCGCUACGAUGUUGAUGUUGAUCCCUUCUCCGUAGAAGAUGGCUUUGCCUAUGCUGAGAGUGACAACUACCAGGACUGGGAUCCUGCCGACGACAAAGGCUUCUCAUACCAGCAGAUGUCAGGAGCAAAAGAAAGCAGUCGGACAAGUAGCAAAUCAAAAAGCAAAGGCAAACACAAACAGAACUCAGAUGCACUGAUUUCAAAUGAUGAGUUAGACGACUCGCCAGAGUAGAUGCAAAGAAACACAACCGCUCCACUCUUUCUCACUAAGCUAAACCUUGGGCUAGGAUCUAAAGGUUUCUUUUGGCUCCCAUUUCAAAUCCCACCCUUCCUAUAAAGGUCCUGUUUCCAGAAGUCAUAUCACUUACUUACUUGCUUGCUCACUUUCUGCUCUUCAGGAUGGUUCUGCUGAGCACUUAUCCUGAAUCAAAUGAAUGUCACAUUAAAAAGAAAGCAAAACAAGAAGUCCUUGGGGGGGGGGUCUUUUUUCCACUAAUCACAGCCCUAUUUCACUGAAUGUUGCCAGGAGCUCACCCUUUGGAUGGGCUGGUUUUGUAGGCAGAGCUGUUCUGAGUGUUAGAAAACCCAUUACACCAGACACGUACAGCUGCAAUGACUCUACAGUUUCAAUGGAAGAAGCACCCAGCAGAAUGGGUGCCUGAUAAGCAAGCACAGUUGGGUUCCUCUGGCAGAGCAAAAUGUGUAUGUUCUCUGUGAUUUCUCAUAGAGAAAUAUUGUGCAUGAAGCAACAGCUAGGUUAUUUGGUAAACAGUGAGUUUUUGAUGGUUUUUUAAUGUAAAUCUUGGCUAGAUGGAUAGGUCAAUGUAGACUGGGACCAUAUUUUUUCCAGUGGUAUCCCAGGAGUAGAUGAGAGAUCCAAACAUGGGAGUGCAAUCAGAAGUUUUCAUUGCCACUUCUAUGGAACAAAUACACGUUUUCAUUCAGCAAAAUAUUUUUUGCACUUUGGCAUAUUUGAUUGCUCUUUGGUUUUUGUUUCUCACAUCUUAUUGUUCUCUCCUCAUUCCAUCUCAAUUACUUUGAUUUGUUUCCUGUGAAUUAUGGUGUGACAUCACAUGACUUGACCACAAUAUAAUAUCAGGCAAUCGGAAUUUGCAUUUUGGUAAGUUCUUCUUGGACCUUUCCUUCUUCAGCAUUUUUUAAAAAAGAAAGAAAAUAGGGAUGGGAAUUUUGAUUGUCCAAAGUUCUUGAGAAUGUUAUACCCUGGCUUGGGUUAUCCAUACCAAAACAAUUUAGCACUUAUGUUCUGUGCAAAGACAAUUGGCUCAGCUUGAGGUGUCAGAGCAGUGAUACUAAAAAAAAAAAGGAGUUACACGUCCCGCAGAAACAUAUGGUGCAGUUCUUGCUAGACUGUAUGUUGUAAAUGGGUGUUGCAUAUCUCAGUGCUCCCACACACAGUUAAAAAAAAACCCCUGCAUAUAGAAAACCAGCUUGUCCACUAGUCAGAGUCUAUCUCGCCACCAUGGUAGUUGCCUAUUUAGAGCAAGCUUUUUAAAGUGUGUGUGGGGGGGUAUUCAUUAAAUCUCUCACUCUCUGAGUGGUGCCAGGCGCUUUCCAGAUUAGAGCCUGCAACAGGGUCACGUUGUAUCUCUGAAGUGUGCUUCCACGCUUCCUGCGUUAUGACACUUGCAGGGUGCCGUUCACAUUGCCAAUGCCUGGUCUCGAAUUUAAUAGCUGCGAUAUAGAGCUAGGAUGUCGUUUAUCCGCCAUGGAAAAGUUGCUGUUUUUUCAGGUUGUUAGUUGCUGUGAGACUGCCCCCACCCCCCACUGUUUACGUUUUCAAUGCGACUUGCCUGAACGGAGGCAUUUUGCUGCUGUUGAGCAGCUAUUUAUUUGUUUGUUUGUUUGAUUGAUUGAUUUCUAUACUGCCCUUCCAAAAAUGGCUUAGAGCAGUUUACACAAAGAAAUAAUAAAUAAAUAAGAUGGAUCCCUGUCCCCAAAGGGCUCACUAUCUAAAAAGAAACAUCAGAUAGACACCAGCAACAGUCACUGGAGGUACUGUGCUGGGGGUGGAUAGGGCCAGUUACUCCCCCUGCUAAAUAAAGAGAAUCACCACAUUAAAAGGUGCCUCUUUGUCAAGUUAGCAGGGGUUAUCUGCUAACCAGUUAACUGUUAGCAGCAGCUAGACUGGAAAGUACCCAGCAAGAGCUGAUCAUGUAGUUUAGCUUCUACAUGAAUUGUACAUGUAAUUCUGCUGAUUGUGUAGUUUACCUUUAACUUUAAACAUCUCUAUUGGAAGAGACUGGGAGCAACAGCUAGAAUGAAAAGAAUGAAUAAUGGGCAAAGUUCUGGUUAUUAAAAUAUGAGUUUCAUAAUGUGCCUGUUGUAUCCAGCUAUCUUUUGUGUUUUGUUGUUUGGAUAUUUGUCCCAGUGGGGAUCCUGUAGAAAGUGUGGGGGGUGGAAUCAAAAAGGAAAAGGGAGGAAAUCAAAAAGGAGAAUAUGGAGUUGCCGAAUAAACCUUUAGUUAAAUCUACAUACGUUUUAUUUGUGUGUUUGAGAGAAGCAGCUAUAAAACAGUUACUUAUGGACUCAAGCAAAGAAAGUUUAGAUCAAAAUCCUGGGUUUAGAUCACCCAUAGCCAUGAUUCAAACAAACCAAUCCCCGCAUAGGCUUCAUCUAUUCUCAGUUAUUCAGUAUCUAAAUCUUAACAUUCUAAAAUGAUUGGCCUGAGGUUCCAAUUAUUUUGCAUUAUUCCUAGGGAACUGCUUUAUCUGCAGUAUCAAACAUAACAUUCCACUGAGGCAACUAAGUCUGCAGUCUUAUGCAUACAUAACUGUAAGGCCCAUUGAAUGCAACUGGACUCACUUCUGAAUAAAGAUGGUCAGGAUUGGACUCCAUGAGUGAGUUUGGUUGUCACAUCCUGCAGAAGGUUAGGUGGACCCAUGUUUGUUAGAGCAGGCUCUGCCACUCACAUAUACUGAAGACCGGGAAGCUAUAAGAGGUUCAUUUGCACUCGGCCAGCUAGCCUGCCUGCCUGCCUCCUUCACUCCCUUCUUCAGGCCAGCUGGGAUUCCACUCCUAUAUACAGAAGGCACUUGUGUGGAACUGGAACUCUUUGCUUCCCCACCAGUAUUAUUCCUUGUAUCCCCUAAGAGAGAGAAAAGCCCAAAGCCCCAGGCUUUGCAUCUUCCAAUCCUGGAAACACAUCUAUAGGAUGAAGCAAAGGGCCUUUCCAUCUAUCUCUUCUGAAGUAAAAAUUUUUUGAUAUUUUGCAAGGUACAAAAAUAGAGUACUUCUUGGAUUCAACUCCUAGUACAAAUAACACUGACCUCCUCUGUAAACAACAAUAUAUUUAUUUACAACAUGAUUCACAGCUAAGUUAGCAUAGGGUUCUGUACAAACACUACAUAGGCAGGAAUUAAAAAUGAUCUCUCUGGAGCUGGAACCCUACAGAGCACUCAGUGGCGAUCACAGGGUCAGGAUGAGGAGAGGUGGCUGCUCUUGGCUGGUGCUCAGAUAAAGCAAAAACCAGAAGGAAUUUAUCAGAAGAAAGAUUUCCUAAAGAAUGAGGAAGGGCUCUGGAAUGCAUGCCUUGAGCUGUAGUCUUCUGCUGAGCUUCUUUUUAGCUUCAACAGCCUACUCUUCACCACUUCCAUGCUGCUCAUAUCAAGCUCUGCUCUCACACCUUUCAUCUUGGGCCUGCCCCUCAAACUACACAUUGAGGUCAUUUUCACAAACGAAAACUGUGUUCUACCUGGGUUUGGGAGCUGUGUGUGCUACCAAUUUUUGGUUGUGUGGAAUCAAGGUAAAAUGAAAACCUGGGCAGAGAUUGUGUGAAAGCACGCUAGGAGGAAAGGCUACCCAGAUUUUCCUCCUACCUUGUUUCCACACAAUCACUUCUACCCAGGUUUUCCUCUUACCUUGCAUCCACACAACUGAAAAUUGGGAGCACACACUGCUCCCAAACCCAGGUAGAACACAGUUUUUGAUUGUGUGAAUGACCUCAUUAUGUGAAAUUGAUAGGUUUCAAUUGAUAGGUUUCAAACCCCCCUCUGUCUGGGGUUUGUUUUGUUUUUUUAACUUAAAUCACAGCCACAGAGGUGUGUGUUAUCAAAUUUGGGACCACAACACAUGGGUAUGGGUAUUUAGCCCUUUGCUCUCAUGCUACAUCUUCAACAAAAAUCACAUCCCCAAAACUGCUAUUAGUCCCAGGAGGCAAAAUUCCACUGUGGCAGGGAAGGGUUCAGCCCCAUUUGACAUAAAAAUCAGACCCACGUAUCCUUACUUUAUGCAUAAGUGGGACAGACAAAUAAUUGCAGCUUCCCCAUUACACUCAGCCCUGCGAAAUAGGCCUUAGAGAGUAAAUGAUUUUUAGGAUGUGAGAUUUAAAAAACCCUGAUAUACUGAAAUAUUGUUCUAAAUGUCGCAUUAAAAACCCCAUCUAAUUGGUCUUUAUACUUGACCUUUGCCUAUUUUUAAAUCACAUUUUUAAGGCUUGAUCUUAGGCCGCCAAAUAUAAUUUGACUUGCAAAGCCAUGAUGGCGACAUUUUACCUCCGCACCCCCUUUUUAGAGUGUUUGUGGUUUUAAAAAUUUGCUAUCAUAAAUGAGUGCCUUCCGAUACAAAGAAAUCAAAGGAAAGCAGGAACAUCAUGGAAAUCAGAAUGAGCCAAAUGUCACAAUGGGGAUCAACUUUAACCCAGCUGGUUAAGAUGUGUUUUAAGGCUGGUUCACACGAUCGAAACAAGGAGGCUAUUCUCACGAUGGAGGGAAACUGGGCUAAGGGAGCCCAGCCCAGUUUCUCUCCAUCGUGAGAACCACUGGGCUCACAGGCGGGCCUGGUGGUUCAGUGGCAGCUAGCCCGCCUAAAUACCCCUCUCCCAAACAAGGUUAAUGGAGCGAGCUCUCCGUUAACCUCGUUAGUUUGAUCAUGUGACACACUCAUGGUGGGGGGAGAGGGGAGGGGGACCUGUGCGGUGCCUUCCGGGGGUCAAGGGGGCUGUGCGGUGACGCUCCCCUUCCCCCGACCCCCAGAACUCCCCAGCGAGUUGCAGCCGGGUGUGGGAGUGCCUGGCCAAAGCCGCCACUCUUCUGUGCGGCUGAUCUGGCCACCACCCAGCUGCCCAGCAACAAGCGACUGCUCAUGUGCGGGGAGAGUGGGCUAACCCACUCUCCUUGCCAAACCCUUCUCGGCUCCACACUUUGAUCGUGUAUAGAGCCUCAGUGUCUAAUUGCUUAAUGCAAAUCUGAGAUGUCUUGAGUUGUGCAUGCUCCAGUGGAAUGUGUCAUGUGAACUCAGACAUUUUUGUCGAUCCCAUGUUGGAAACACUGGACACUUAACCAGGAUAGACAAGCUGAGUUCAGAUCUAAGUAUAACGAUCCCAAUUAAAUGUCAGGUGUUUACAGUGCAGAUCUGAGAUCAGUAACAAAAACCCUGAAUGUGCAUGACACACUCCUCAGGAGGACGUGUGACUUGGAGAUCUCAGAUUUGCCAGUAAGUAGACAAUGUGAACUGGCCCUUAGUGUGUUAUCCACCGUCCUGCUCAGUAUCAUAUAGUGAUCAGACUGCUGUACUGAGCCUAUUGAAGAAAAGGCUACAAACUAAACUUUUGAUGAAGCAAAGAAACAUAUAACAUAACCAAGGGCACUCAGUUCUAAUUCACAGCUGUCAUUCUGUUGUUAGUUUUAAAAAAUGUGGGUGCUUCAAAACCUGAUUUCUGAAUCUUUGUGGAAAUCACAAUAUAUGCAGAUACACACAUAACACUUCUAAGAAUCUGUUCACUUCUCUCAUGCCAGGAUUGCACAAAUUCAGUUCAGAUUUUGUUUAAAUCCUAGUAAAAUAUUUAGAGUCUGAUUUUCCUGUUGAGAUUCAGAUAACAUGUUUUCGAUCAGCAUCACCACUGAUCUGGCCAUCCCCUAGCUAGCUUCUGACUUUUCUACCAAAAACUAACAAAACCUUCAACAAAAAAAUGAUGAGGUCUAUAAAAUAUGUGCCACUUGGACAAUUUGGAGACAUUUGUUUUGUUUAAUUUGAUCUUGAUGAACUGUAUUAAAAUCCAAGGCAUGUCACUGCAUUCUAGAAUUUAGCAAAAAUGUAUCGAGUGCUGAAAAAGAAUGGGAACUUGCAGGUGGAGCUAUUUAAGAUUGCAGGUGGAGCUAUUUCCAUGAGUAUAAAGAAAGAAGUGAUGCAAGCUAAGCAAUGCUAAUUGAAUGCUCUUUUCUCCUCCUAACAUGGGUCUCAGAACAAAGUCUGAGGGCACAUGAUACAGUCAGACAUGGGGUUUGAUGCCAGGGGUAAAACAUCAAAAUAGUGUGCAACAAUGCCUCCUCAUUAAACAUGGGCCAGCCCAUGGUGAAAGUUUCCCUUGCAAACCCCACACAAAUGAACAGCAAGAGCUCCCCACAUAAAUGAACAGCUCACAGAGCUCCCAAACCUAGGCAGAACACAGUUUUUGACCUCAUUGUUCAGUUUGGUUCUAAGACCAAAGCUUUUGCCCAACCUAGACAGCCACAUCUUGAUGCACCUAUGCCACCUUUUUCUGAAAACCAUAAUAAUUUUUUGCUGAUAAAUACCUCAACAAAUUUUGGUGGUUUGGGGCCAAUUCGCAAAUUAAUCACUUGAAAACUGGUGAUGACUUACACAUGUGAAUGAGCCAUCACAGCUCCAACAGUACAGCUAGAUCUUUGAUAUUGCCUCACAUCCUAUCAAACACACUGCUUUCCAGUGGUGUCAGCAGGCACAUUCUGCUGCUGUGUAAGUAAUCUUGGGAUGAGAAAUCAAGUGAUGUGUCGUGCAAACUGAACCUUGAGAGCCUAAUGGAGCUCAUGAGGUUUCACUGUCCUUGUUUGCCUCAUUCAGAAAUAGUGUACAGGUACUUGAUGCAUGUAGCCGUUUGCACAUUUUGAUCAGUCCCCUAUGACUGUGAAUGGAAGGCCCUUGAGAGCUCUUUGUGUGUGUUUAUUAGAUCCUCUCUAUCUGUAAUGGAUCACUCCACUGGCAAAGGGGAAGGGGACACUACAAUUUCUUUAACUACAAGACUCUGCACUCAAGCUUUGUUGCUGCAAAAGCCUGUCACUGUGUGUAUAAUAAUGGCAUUUGUGUUAAGCAUUCAAUUUGUAAAUGAUCUUUCCUGCUUUAAUUUCAUUUGGUCUUUAGAUUGUCCAACUCGCAAUUGUGGUUUGUUUGUUUUUUAAAUAUAUAUUAUUGUUGCUAUUAUUUUCUUGUUUUGUUUCAUUUUUUUGCAGAUGGCAUUUCCUGCUGUAACAAUUUUCUGGUAUGAAACUGAUGUAUUUGUUUAAAAGAAAAAGGUUGUUCUCUGAUUUAUUUAUUUUUGUGAUUUCUGGACCCCAUUGGUGCACUAUGCAAUGGGAGUUUGUGGUGUGUCAUGAUGAAAGUUUAUGCAGAUAUCUAAAUGGAGUGACCUUUUUAUUUUGAGAAUGAUUGUGUUGUUGACUAUUAUAUAAAACAUAUAAAUAUACUGUCUUAUCAAGACACUUGGAAAAGAGAUCUAAAUUUACCAAAUGUGUAUAUUUUAAUAGAUGCAUAAAGCUUCAUUGUGUGCCUUUAUAUUUACAAAAAUUAAAAUUAAAAUGAGGGGUUAUAUAGAAAGCCAGAGAGAAAAAUCUCAACUGGACUGUCCGUAGCUUUUAAAUUAAAUAUUAAACCAAAAAGAGAGAGAGAGAAAAUCCCACAAACUAUAUAUUGAUAUAUAUAUAUAUACAUAAAUAUUUGUUAAACUUACUAGUAUCUCAAGGUCUGAUAUUUUCAAUGCUAAAGUGAAUUAAAUAUAAACAAAUUUUGCCUUAAGAGCCUGGACAGAUUUCCUUUGUUGAGGAACAAUGGAAAUGAGCCGAUCUGAGUCUGGAUUUGCAUUGUUGUUUUUUUAAAAAUGGUUCUUAGGUUACACAAUAAAACCUGGGUGAAACUAA
Hemicordylus capensis (graceful crag lizard) is the source of this 10776-nucleotide messenger RNA. It is a transcript of the gene SLC7A14, whose product is annotated as solute carrier family 7 member 14. Lineage: Eukaryota; Metazoa; Chordata; Lepidosauria; Squamata; Cordylidae. Gene Ontology annotation, cellular component: plasma membrane. Gene Ontology annotation, molecular function: amino acid transmembrane transporter activity. Gene Ontology annotation, biological process: amino acid transport; transmembrane transport. The coding region runs from base 810 to 3122 and encodes 770 amino acids. The transcript has 8 exons. The record is from RefSeq and is a predicted model, not a curated record.